AUGAUCUCAAACAAGUAAACACUAGUCUUCUAUAUGGAUUUAAUAAGUGAAAUCCCUUUUCACUCAUUUGGUACAUCAAAUAUUUCUAAAUUGCCUUUUAAAAAAUAUAACCAAAUUUUAUUGAAUCAAUCAUCAUCAUUAAGAGGAGGUGGAUGCUGUUCAACAAACUCAGUGAUGCCUGAAACAAGUAGAUUUAACUAAUUCCCAUAAAGUUUUGCAUCUAAUCUGAUCGUAGAAAAGGCUUCAUAGUUUAAUGAUAAAUACCAUUAAGAUGAUGUUCUUUGUGCAAUUAUAUGGUUUUAGAAUCACAAAGAACAUAUUUAAAAACUUUGUAAGAAUGAAACUUUAAAUUUAUAACACUAUGAUCUAAUUGAGCGUACUUUUGAGAGCUUAAUAAAGCAAUUAGUGAUAUACUUAAAAGUAUCUGGAUAUAUAUUUUAUACAUUACUUUAAAUAUGCAAUGAUUUACUUCGAGUUAUAUUUUAUUAUUAACAAAUAAAUGAAGAAAGAUAUAUGUAGGAAGUCCUAUAAUAAAAAUUAAAAGAAUAUAUUUCAGAAACUGAAGAAUAAAUAUCUGUUGAAUCAUAAAAAAUAUGGCUGACAGGAACUGAUUUUGAGCUUUAGAUGAUAAAAAUUGGUAUUGCACAUUUACGAACUAAUUCAGAAACAGGCACGAACUUAAUAAAAGCAGUAUUAUUUGGAAUAGCCUCUUCUAUAUCAUAAUUAAAACCUAGUGAAGAACUUCUAGAUGCUCUUAUGGAAGCUGGAAAAUAUCUAUUGCUUAAUUUUUACGACAAGUAAAUAAAGAAUCCUUUGAAAAUAUAUGAGCUUUAUUAUUUUUUUGAAAAUUUGAAAUGGUCAAUAAUUUUCUAAUUAAAAGAAGGCUAUUCAGUUAAACAAACAAUAAAUUAACUUACAGAUGGAUAUAAUAAAUAUAUAGGAGCUUCAUAAAAUUGGUUAAUUCAUUUUUGUUGGAUUAAUUUAAUCUCAGGUUUAAUGUCAUAUAGGCCAAUAAUUUAUCGAGCUGAAGUUGAAUAGAUGUUGAAUCAAAAACAUCAUAUUAGCUGGAAUUAAUUGAUUGUUUCUAAUUAAAUUGUUUUAAUGCCUUAUGAUAAGACUAAAGGAAAAGUAAAAUAUUCUGGGAGAGGGACAUUUAUUAUUCGAGAAUUUUAAAAUUUAAAAUUAUUUUAGGAGUACUUGUUAGAUGAACAAGUCAAUUCUAUAAAAUUAUUUUCAUAGUAUUUAAAUUUUGAUUUUAGUUCAUAAUAAAAAAGCUAAAUCAAUUUACAAGAUUUAACAAUUAGUUUAUUCACAAAUAUUGAUGAUUUGGAAAUUCUUUCUUCAUUACAAAUAGCCUUAUUAAAUUGCUACACAAAAAUCAAGGAAAAUUUGAAUUUGAUAGAUAAUUAAACUUCUAAAGAUGAAGUAAUCUCAAUGUAAAAUAAAACUGAAAUAAAAAUUUAUAAACAAGAUAUUCAAUAUCUUAUUAAUCAGUAAAAAGACUCAUUUUUGUAACUAUUAUAUAUAUUCUAUGAGAUAGAUAUUAUUAGAAUUAAGGAAACCGAAAUAAUCAAUAAUAUUGAAUAAAUUUUGAGAUCAAAUGAGAAGAAUCUAGGACUGUUAAAGGAUAAAACUUAUAUAGAAUAGAUGCCUAAUUUAAAUGAAAUAAGAGUUGAAGCUGAAAAUAGAUUUGUAAAGUAAUUGCAACAGCUACCCAAUUUAAUAGUUUAAUUUACUCAAAUUUUAAUCUCUUACGAGGAUAUAAUUUUAGAUGAAAAUAAUGUAAAAUAUGUUUAAAAGACAUAAUUAAAACAGACAUUGAUAAAGUAUCAGUAAGAAUUGGAAAUUUUUAUAUAAGUCAUUAAUAAUUUCUUAAUUAAUUUCAUUUGUAACAUAAAAAAAAUAAAAAACAAUAUCAAAUAAAUUAAUUCCUAAAUAUCCCUUACAAUUCCUUAAGAGUAGGUUUCACAAAAAGAUAUAUCAGAAUAAUUAAUUCAAUUUUAUAACUCUGCCUUAAUUAAAAAUUUAUCGAACUAAAUUCUUUAGGUUUAUUCUACUGAUUGGGUAGAGAAAUAUUGGGAAUUUAAUAAUCUUAACGAAUUUGGAAAAAAUAUUAAAAGAUGCAGUGAAAUUGCAUUAAUUUUUAAAUUUUACAAAAAAUUAUUAAGAAUUUAAUAACAAAAAAUAAAUGUGUUACAAUAUGAAGAUAAUAUUGCAAAAUAGUAUUUUAACAAUAAAAAUUAGCAUACUAAUUUGUUGGAAAACGAGAGCAUAGCUACAGAUUAAAUUAAAAGCUUAGUUCUUGAAAGAAAAGUUAUGAUACAAGAAUACUUUGAUAAAUAUCCUAAUUUAAUACUCAAUAAGUAAGAAAUAAAUGAAAUAAAUAUAAUAGAAGAUAAAAUUAGAGAAGAUAUAAUCUCAUUAUAAUAGAAGUAAUGGAAUCAAGAAUUAAAGUUAUAAAGUAUUAUGAUUUUAUAAGAAGCCUUAAACAAAUUAUCAUAAUUAGGAUUGAAUAAAGUCAAUAAAUCAACUUUAAAAGAAGAAAUAAAUUUAAAUUUUACUAACUCUCUUUCAAAUUUAAAUAAGAAAAUGUAUGGAGAUGAUCAAAAAGCUGAAUAGACAGAAUUGCUUCCAAAAAACACAAUUAAUGAUUUAGAUUCUUAAAUUUUCUUUAAUUUUGAAAGCUCUAUUACUUAAAUAAUCGCUGUGAUAAUAAAUACAAAAAGACUAAGAAGAAUCAUAUAAUAAAAUUAUAAUUUGUUUAAUUGGAGUUCUGAAAUUUGGGGGUCUGAAAAAAAGAUGAAUUUUAAUAAAGUAUUAAGAAUUUAAUAACUGAAUUACUUCAUAUUAUUUAGGACAGUUGUUUUUCUAUCUAAAAAGAAUAGCAAAUUGUUUUAAAUUAGGAUAAUAUUUAGCAUUUAUCAAAUCAAAAAUGUAUUGACAAAAUGA
Messenger RNA from Paramecium pentaurelia, 2949 nucleotides. NCBI's taxonomy places the organism in Eukaryota, Ciliophora, Oligohymenophorea, Peniculida, Parameciidae. The record is from the annotation of a GenBank genome assembly.